Cephus cinctus (wheat stem sawfly) is the source of this 1720-nucleotide messenger RNA. RefSeq names its product homocysteine S-methyltransferase 1-like. The transcript has a single exon. The record is from RefSeq and is a predicted model, not a curated record. Gene Ontology annotation, molecular function: zinc ion binding; S-adenosylmethionine-homocysteine S-methyltransferase activity. Gene Ontology annotation, biological process: S-methylmethionine cycle. NCBI's taxonomy places the organism in Eukaryota, Metazoa, Arthropoda, Insecta, Hymenoptera, Cephidae. The coding region runs from base 394 to 1374 and encodes 326 amino acids.
AAAAUUGUGUAGGAUGCCCACAACCUUUAAGCAUUUCUGCUGAUUUCUGCUAAAAUCGUAGCAUUGUACAUCUCCCUAUUCAUCUCCACUUUAAGCUUAUCAGUUGGAAAGAUAUAUGUAUUCAGUAUUAAUUCAUCUCAUCUUAUUAAAAAUACCUCCUGCCAUGUGAUGUUUAUCUGAUAAGACACCUAAACCUGUUCGGUAUGAAAACUUUGACUCUGACUUUGUGGAAACUCAAGAAACGCGGAAUGAAUUUCGAUCAUGGUAAUCGUUAUGCAUUCAGGAAUAAGAUUCCCUCCAUCAGAUUUAUCUCAUCUGACAACUCCUUGGUAGACUUUGGAGUAAAAGAAUUCAGUAAAGGUCAGGCAAAGGAGAAGAACACUUCUGGACAUAAUGAGCGAGGUAAAAAUAUUGGACGGUGGUUUUUCUACACAAUUGACUACACACGUUGGACCAAACGUAGACGGGGAUCCUCUGUGGACAGCACGUUUUCUUGUUACUAAUCCUGAAGCUGUUUUUGCAACACAUCUUGACUUCUUGCGUGCUGGUGCUGAUAUAAUACAAACCAAUACGUAUCAAGCAUCUAUCACUGGCUUUGUGCAAUAUCUGGGGAUCAGCAAAGAAGAGAGUCUUCAAUUGAUAUACAAUGCUGUAGAUCUUACAAAAGGAGCUGUAGAAACAUACCUUGAGGAGAUAAAAGGUAAUGCCAAUGUCGUCAACCCAAAGCCACAGAUCGUUGGUUCAUGUGGUCCUUAUGGAGCUUCCUUGCACGAUGCCUCUGAAUACACUGGGUCUUAUGCUAAGGAUGUCACUGCUGAAUUCUUGGCUCAUUGGCAUAAACCACGUAUAGAAGCAUUAGUCAAGGGUGGAGUAGAUUUACUUGCUCUGGAGACAAUACCUUGUAAACUUGAAGCAGAAGCACUAAUUGAUCUAUUAAAAAGAGACUUUCCUAGUACAAAAGCCUGGCUUUCCUUUUCAUGUCGCGCGGAUGGAAAAAGUCUUGCUGAUGGUAGUAACUUUCAAGAAGUUGCAUUAGGCUGCUAUAAAAAGGCAUUAGUUAAUCAAUUAAUUGCAGUUGGCGUUAAUUGUCUUGCGCCACGUGCUAUUACACCAUUGAUUAAGGGAAUCAACAAUAAGUCUAGUACGAACCGUAUACCUCUGGUUAUUUAUCCAAAUAGUGGGGAAAAAUACUCAGUUCAAGAAGGAUGGAAAAAGGAAGAUGAAUGGUAUCCACUGGAACAAUUCAUUGAUGAAUGGUUGGAUCUUGGAGUUACGUAUAUCGGAGGAUGUUGCAGGACAUAUGCCAAAGACAUAAUUAGUAUACGGGAACAUGUAAGAAUUUGGCAGUCUAAGGUGAAUACCAGCAAACCCUAAACCAUAAACAAAGUUUUAGAGACAUCUACCUUGUUUAUUUUUAUAUAUUCAAAUAUACAUAUAUAUAUACUGUAUGACCAAAGAGAAUUUAAAGUUUACAAUGUUCGAAACUGUAACUUGAAUAUUUCAUAAUGAGUUAAGUGGUGACACUGAAUGAUACUCGUUGGACAUUCUAUACAAAACAAUUAUUUUUGUAAACCAAAAAAUAUAAAUGCUCAAAUUUUGUACCUUAAUCAAAUUUAGGAAAAUUCUACAUGAUGUUUUUUCCAUAACAUAUUUUUUAUAAAAUUUUAUUUGCAUGAUAAAUGUAUAUAUAUUUAAAAUAAUAAAAGUUUUUUUAACGGAA